Cryptococcus wingfieldii CBS 7118 is the source of this 432-nucleotide messenger RNA. RefSeq lists its product as hypothetical. NCBI's taxonomy places the organism in Eukaryota, Fungi, Basidiomycota, Tremellomycetes, Tremellales, Cryptococcaceae. The transcript has 2 exons. The record is from RefSeq and is a predicted model, not a curated record. The coding region runs from base 1 to 432 and encodes 143 amino acids.
AUGGAAGGCCAUGAUCCUUCCGCUACUCGAAGACAAGUGCACAGUGCUGUCCUCAGCCUUCUCGUGGAUAUGGUCCUCUACGAUGUCCAAUGGGGCGUGCUUACAAAUUAUGAAGCAUGGCUGUUCUUCUCCCGAUCUUCUGACACCAAUAUAUUUUACUGCUCUCCUGUCGUAUUCCGCAUGGUGGGUAAUCAAGAAGGACGAGGAGAGGCCCAAGAACAUCGAACGGGAGAAGAGAAGGCAUCUGAGCCGUCGAUAGAAGUGAGGGGCGCAUGGUGGGCGGACGAACCUCUGAGAGCUCUCCUCGGGUUAUGCCUUCACAUAACAAGGGAUCGCUUGGACAUUAAUGAGGCGCCAGGGGAGAACGUGGACAGUGAAGCACCCGAGAUUGUGUGCGUUAGCACAUCAGCCAACAUCUUGGCUAUCACUUGA